AUGCAAAUCACUUGCCACUUCGCUACUCCCCUCGAAGAGGAAAAAGUCAAAACAGUCAUCACGGAAUUCUCCAACAUCGGCGUCGAAGUGACCGAGAAAUCCCGCAAAGACUCCGGCGUCAUCUUCACAGCACCAAGCGCAGAAGACAAAUAUCAAGCCGCCGGCGAACUUCUCAAGUCAUGGGUUCCCAAGCGCGAUCCUAUCGUUGGAUACACUAUGCUGUAUUCGGGCUGA
Molecule: messenger RNA, 234 nt
Organism: Glarea lozoyensis ATCC 20868
Lineage: Eukaryota; Fungi; Ascomycota; Leotiomycetes; Helotiales; Helotiaceae
Exons: 2
Coding region: 1-234 (77 amino acids)
Source: RefSeq, a predicted model, not a curated record